CCCUUAAAGAUGCGGUUAAAAAAGCUCGAUCUGAAGAAAUUAUUAUACCAUUUGGUGUUGGCAUUGCCGGUAUGGUGGCGCAAACAAAACAAAUGAUUAAUAUACGAGAGGCAUAUAAGGAUGCACGUUUUAAUUGUGAAAUUGAUUUAAAAACAGGCUAUAAAACCAACACUAUACUAUCGAUGCCCAUAUGCAAUUAUGAGGGUGAUAUCAUUGGAGUAGCACAAAUAAUCAAUAAAACGAAUGGCUCAAAUGAAUUCGAUGAACAUGAUGUAGAAAUAUUUCGCAGAUAUUUAACAUUUUGUGGUAUUGGUAUACAGAAUGCUCAACUAUUUGAAAUGUCCGUCCAGGAGUAUAGGCGUAAUCAAAUUUUAUUAAAUUUGGCGCGCAGUAUAUUCGAGGAGCAAAAUAAUUUAGAAUGUUUGGUGACGAAAAUAAUGACCGAAGCUAGGGAGCUAUUAAAAUGUGAACGGUGUUCUGUGUUUUUAGUUGAUUUGGAUUGCUGUGAGGCGAGUCAUUUAGAGAAAAUUAUUGAAAAGCCCAAUGAAAUCCAAAGACGUUUAAGUCGUAGCAUUAAAAGUACUGAAAGUUUUGAAGAAAAGCAAAAAAUGUCCACCCGAUUUACGGUACUUUUUGAAUUGGGAGCCGCCAACCAAUCGGCAAAUAUUUCACGGCCAUCAGUAGAUGACUUGAGUAAUUCAACUUUGGCACAAAUUGCACAAUAUGUAGCUUCAACCGGAUAUACGGUGAAUAUAGCCGAUGUCCGGGAAUGGGUUUUAGAACAUAAUCAAAUUAAGGCAGAAAAUGAAAUCGAUUGCAUUAAGGCAAUACUAUGUAUGCCAAUAGUGAAUGCUCAAAAGACAGUAAUUGGUGUAGCUCAAUUGAUAAACAAAGGUACUGGUGUACCUUUUACCGAUUCGGAUGCUUCAAUAUUUGAAGCCUUUGCCAUAUUUUGCGGUCUUGGCAUACACAAUACCCAGAUGUAUGAAAAUGCUUGUAAAUUAAUGGCUAAACAGAAAGUGGCACUGGAGUGUUUAUCAUAUCAUGCUACUGCAGCACAGGAUCAGACAGAUAAACUGGUGCAGGAUGUCAUAGAAUCGGCAGAAACAUAUAAUUUAUAUAGUUUUAAAUUUAUAGAUUUCGAUUUGUGUGAUGACGACACUUGCCGUGCUGUGGUACGCAUGUUCCUGCAAUGUAAUCUGGUGCAAAUGUUUCAAAUACCUUACGAUGUUUUGUGUCGCUGGGUCCUAAGUGUACGCAAAAAUUACCGUCCCGUUAAAUAUCACAAUUGGCGCCAUGCCCUCAAUGUGGCCCAGACUAUGUUCGCCAUGAUGAAAACUGGCCGCAUGGAACGUUUUAUGAAGGAUUUGGAAAUAUUUGGUUUGCUCGUCGCAUGUUUGUGUCAUGAUUUAGAUCAUCGAGGCACUAAUAAUGCUUUUCAAACUAAAACUGAAUCUCCAUUAGCCAUAUUGUAUACUACCAGUACUAUGGAACAUCAUCAUUUCGAUCAAUGUGUUAUGAUUUUGAAUUCGGAAGGAAAUAAUAUAUUUCAAGCUCUAUCACCAGAAGAUUACCGUGCCGUAAUGAAAACUGUAGAAAAUGCUAUACUUUCCACCGAUUUGGCAGUAUAUUUCAAAAAGCGUAAUGCCUUUUUAGAACUUGUGGAAAAUGGAGAAUUCGAUUGGCAAAGUGAAGAGAAAAAAGAAUUAUUAUGUGGCAUGAUGAUGACGGCCUGUGAUGUUAGUGCUAUAGCAAAACCUUGGGAAGUGCAACAUCGUGUUGCAAAAUUAGUAGCUGAUGAGUUCUUUGAUCAGGGUGAUUUAGAAAAAUUACAAUUAAAUACACAACCUGUGGCUAUGAUGGAUAGAGAACGUAAGGAUGAAUUACCAAAAAUGCAAGUGGGUUUUAUCGAUGUAAUAUGUUUGCCGUUAUAUCGAGUACUGUGUGAUACUUUUCCUUGGAUAACGCCCUUAUAUGAGGGAACUUUAGAAAAUCGCCGUAAUUGGCAAGAUUUAGCGGAAAAGGUAGAAAUGGGUUUAACAUGGAUUGAUCAUGAUACUAUUGACAAACCAGUCGAAGAAUUUGCUGCCUGUGCUGAGGAAGAUAUAAAAGAUAUAGAAUUUACGGUGACCACCUUAAAUUGCCAUCAACAGCCGCACAGUGAUGAGACCUCUACACCGGAACACCACCGCGGCACUUCGCGUUUAAGCAUGAAAAAAACUGGCGCUAUAGGUAAAGCCGUCAAGUCGAAACUCACAAAAACUCUGUACAACAGCAUGGACGGUGUUAAGCCAAAAACUUCUCUAAAGCUGCUAGAAACUCAUGUCAGCGAAGAUCUCGAUGAUAAAAGCCCGACAAGUCCGUCACAACCACCGAGUGGUUCUACCGGUCAAAUGUCAGCCUCAUCAUCAAUAUCAUCAUCGUGUACCACCACAUCGGCAAGCGAUAAGAAUAAAAAACGUUCAAAAUUAUGUGCUCUCUUGUGACGAAAACCUUCCAAUUAGAAUUUAAAGUAAGAUUUUAAAUUUUGAAAACAAAAAUCUACUAAUUCUAAUUGGAAGUGAGUAUCGUGUAUUUUAAAGCACUUGUCUGAAGACAAGUUCUGAACAUUUUGUGGUUAAUUUAGAAAAUUAUUAAAUACUUUAAAAGUAAACAGUAAAACUUAAAUAAUUUCAGCGUAUGGAAGUAAUCAAUUUAUUUAUAUGUUAAUCCAUAUUUAGCGAACGAUUACAAAUAAAUUUGUAACAACAUCUCCUGAAUGACAUUAAGUGUUGAAAUUUCAAAACUUUCAAUUCUGUUUUCUAUGUUGGUUUUUAGUUUAAAAAAGCUAUAUUUGUAUAUAGAGAUUUUAUGGUACUUCCAUUAAAUUGAAAAUGGUUUCUUUAAUUUACAUCAUUCAGUAACAAAUUAAAUAUAUAACUAGGAAAAGUUUUAGUAUUUAGAAAAAGGAAACUUUCUUAGAUAUAGAAUGAGUGCAAACAGAACCUCUUAACAUUAGUAAGUGGCAUCAAUGGAUCUUGGAAUGUCGUAAUAUACAUCCAGGAAAAAUUAUAAAAUUGUUUCUAAAAGAAACUUUUUUUAGAACGAGUGUAAACAGAACCACUUCAGAUUCAUGAAACUAGUGAUUUCAAAUUUUAUUUUAGAUAUCUAAAUAUUUUUUUGAACCCCAAACUGUGUUUUUAAUCUUUCAAAAAUGACAAACAACUCAAUACUAAAUAAAAAUCGAUUACCAAAGUAAAUAAACUAACCAAUGUCUAAUAUCUCAAUAUUUAGUAAAGCAACCUAUGCUGAAAUAUUUGUAGAGUUAAAUAAGAAGUAGUAAAAAUCCUAAUAUGUAUAAUCAAAUACAUACAUACAAUAAAAACUGAUUCUAGUCAAAAACUUGCUUAUAUGCGAAUACAAAUAAAAUAAAAGAUUAAACUACUAAAGUUGAAAAACCCCAAACUAAAUAGAAACUCAAAGAAUAAUAAAUUUAAUUUAAAUUUAAGUAAAUUAGAGCAAAACUUUUAAAAAAUAAUCAAAAUUAUUAGUAAAUGUAUAAAUAGUUAAUUUUUUUUCUUAUAAAAAUGAAAACUAUAGCAAUAUAAAUGAUAUUUAUAGCAAAUAUAAUUAUAAUUAAAUGCUAAUAUAUAGAUGAUUAAUUGAUGUGUAAAAAAGUAAAUAUAAAAUAAUCAUAUAUAAGUCAAUUUUAUGAAAAAAAUAAAUUUUGAAAAAUCUCAAAUGAAAUACGUAUAAAAACACAUUUUGACAAGGAAAUUGUAACUGUGCGUAUAUAUAAUAGAAAUGACUAAAUAAAGCACAGUGAUUAAAAGUGUUUAGCAAAAAAUAGAUUAUCAUUUAAUAAAGAAAAAUACCUAGUUUUGUUUUACAUCUCAUGUAUAUACAAUUUGAAAAAAUAUAUCGAUACCCUAUAUUCAAAAAGUGCUAAAUCAAUAAUGUCUAGUUUUCAGGAAAGCAAAAAAACUAUUUAAUUCGUGAAAUAUUGCACUAAAAGAAAAUAUUUCUUCCAUAAUACGUUUUUAACAUCCUUACUAAUUCUUACCUAUGAAAAAAUUUUAAUAUUUUGCAUAUUUUAGCGACUUAUUUAAGAUAGCACUUUUUGGUCGACAAAAAAACAAAUACUUGUUCUAAGUUAGCAUGUUUUGUUCAAAGAAUAGAACAAAAAUUUCUUCUAAUAAUAUGCGUUAUUUUAUAAUUUUAUGAAAUGUUUUUUUUUUUUUAAAGGGAUAUAAGUCAAACCAGUAAGUCCAAUAAGAUGCAUUUACACCAUUUAAGUAGAAAAACUCAUGGCAUAUCUGCUUGUUUACUAUUCCUUAUUCUCAGUACAAAUAUUUUAAAUUAUGAAAAGUUUUUGAAUAUAAAAAGUACCAAUAUUUUUUGCAUAAUACUCCAUAAUUUGCACAUUUAAAGACUUUUUUAUAAUCAGAAUUCUAAAUUGAAACCAUAGAAUAUUAUAGAUCUUAGUGUUAUAAACGUUUUCUGAAAUAACUUUACAAUUUUCGGAAAAACAUUAUUUAAAGUAUAAAACUGGCUUUAUAUACAAAUAUAUAAAAAUGAUCAUAUCUUAAAAACUAUACAUUCAAUUUAUUAAUCUUAACCUGUUUUGUGUUCAGCAUGUC
Molecule: messenger RNA, 4619 nt
Organism: Lucilia sericata (common green bottle fly)
Lineage: Eukaryota; Metazoa; Arthropoda; Insecta; Diptera; Calliphoridae
Product: cGMP-specific 3',5'-cyclic phosphodiesterase
Exons: 7
Biological process (GO): signal transduction
Molecular function (GO): protein binding; 3',5'-cyclic-nucleotide phosphodiesterase activity
Source: RefSeq, a predicted model, not a curated record